AUAUCGGAACAAAGAGCUUAUCGGUCCAUUUUACUGAAAAAGAAACGCAGCUGAAUGACUCUUUUGUUGUGCGAGUCCGUGAAGCAGGAGCAGGCAACCACGUCAUCGAGCCUGCCCCUUCUCAAUUUAAUGGUUUUGAGAUCGAGGCUCUUGGCAAAGGCCAUUAGUCGAACCAGCACAUAUCAUCGUCUAAUGUCCUGCAGUGCAAAUAUCUUGGGGAAGGUUGAGAGAAUGGUUGACAACGAUGAGAAGAAAAUUACCCGUGUUCUGUUUUGUGGGCCACAUUUUCCUGCUUCUCAUACCUACACAAGAGAAUAUUUGAAGGAGUACCCCUUUGUCCAGGUAGAUGAUGUUCCCCUUGAUGACGUGGCUGGUGUUAUCCAAAAUUAUAAUAUCUGUAUAGUGAAAACCAUGAAGUUCGAUUCAAUUCUUCUCUCUCAUGCAGAAAAGAUGAAGCUUAUAAUGCAGUAUGGUGUUGGCCUGGAAGGGGUUGACAUUGAUUCUGCAACUGAGUUUGGAAUCAAAGUCGCUAGGAUUCCGAGUCAUGUAACUGGAAACGCAGCAUCAUGUGCAGAAAUGGCGAUUUAUCUGAUGCUGGGCCUUUUACGAAAGCAAAAUGAGAUGCAAAUUGCUAUAAAGCAGAGAAAGGUUGGAGACCCAAUUGGUGACAUGCUACUUGGAAAAACAGUCUUCAUUCUAGGUUUUGGAAAUAUUGGAAUCGACCUGGCAAAGCGCUUGAGACCGUUUGGUGUGAAAAUUAUUGCCACGAAACGGAGUUGGGCCACACAUUCACUAGUUUCUUGUCUAUCAAAUGUUCAAAAUGGUCCCGUCAAUGAUUUUGUUGAUGAGAAGGGCGGCCAUGAAGAUAUCCACAAGUUUGCAAGCAAAGCGGACAUUGUUGUUUGUUGCUUGUGUUUAAACAGUGACACUGUUGGCGUCGUAAACAAGCCAUUUAUAUCUUCUAUGAGAAAGGGUUCCCUUUUGGUAAAUAUUGCCCGAGGGGGUCUCCUGGACUAUGAAGCUGUUUCGUAUUACUUAGAGUCUGGCCACUUAGGUGGUUUAGGGAUUGAUGUUGCUUGGACAGAGCCUUUUGAUCCUGAUGAUCCAAUUUUGAAGUUCAGCAAUGUUCUCAUCACACCUCAUGUGGCAGGAGUUACUGAGUAUUCUUACAGAUCCAUGUCCAAGGUCGUUGGUGAUGUCGCCAUUCAACUCCAUGAAGGGAGGCCCUUGACUGGAAUUGAGUUUGUCAACUGAAUGAUUGUUACAGUGCUUUAUAUAAUUUAUGUUGGCGUAUAUAUAAUUGUCAUAGGAAGAACAAAUUGGAGUGAUGUUGUCCCGUGUUCUCCGUUAUUAUGUUAUGCAGUUGGAAUCUGUGUAGGAUGAAUAAAAAUGGAACUUCGUUGACAUUGUUCUUUCCCUGGAAACAUCCCUUUAACGUUGUCAAUGCUCUUUCAUGAUGACAAUUUAUCUUGA
Molecule: messenger RNA, 1473 nt
Organism: Prunus dulcis (almond)
Lineage: Eukaryota; Viridiplantae; Streptophyta; Magnoliopsida; Rosales; Rosaceae
Product: hydroxypyruvate reductase
Exons: 10
Coding region: 55-1254 (399 amino acids)
Molecular function (GO): phosphoglycerate dehydrogenase activity; NAD binding
Source: RefSeq, a predicted model, not a curated record